Molecule: messenger RNA, 2045 nt
Organism: Fonticula alba
Lineage: Eukaryota; Rotosphaerida; Fonticulaceae
Exons: 1
Coding region: 113-2002 (629 amino acids)
Source: RefSeq, a predicted model, not a curated record
CCGCGCCCUCGUGCAUUCCCCUGCUUGACCCGCCGCGCCGGGCCGCGCCCCUGGCAGCAAUUCCAGCGUCCCGGGCGCGCUCACACCGGCCGCCCAGCGCGCACACGCCGAGAUGAACUUCUUCCAAUCGUGGCUCGACAACACCCUCACCUACAUGGACCUGCUGCGGCUCCUGCCCGAUGCCCUGCUGCAGAUCCUCGCCCUGAAGACGCAGAUUCGCGAGGUCGCCGGCGGCAUGCCCGGCUGGAAGGCCUCCCUCUGGCUGGAAGUCCGGCCGCCAAAGAAGGUGGCACUCCCCGCGCAGCUGGACACCCUCCAGGUGCUGGCCGCCUCCUUCCGGCAGGGGCUGCUGCUGGUGGUGGCAUCCAUGGUCCUGAUGCAGGCCAACUUCCUGCAGCAGCUGCGCAUGACCGGCUCGCCGGACGCCGGCGAGAUGGCCCCCCACCCGGAGGACAUCCACCCGCUGGCCCAGCACCACACCCGGCAGCUGGUGCUCCUGGAGGGCCUGCUGGUCCACUUGAGUAACCCCUCCCUGGGCGGGUCGUACCUGGCUCUGGUCCAGUUGGGCUCCCACCUGACCGAGGAGGCCCACUUCUGGGCCACACUCCUCCAAGACAAGGAAGCCACCCUCCACCGGUCCUUUUGGCACGAGGUCCCGGCCCGGUGCAACCCCUGGAACUGCCCCACAUACAUGGCUCUCGAGGGCCAGGUGGCUUCCCUGCGCCGGGUGCCCCCCUUCCUGCGGCGGCUGGCCCACAGUGUCGGCCUCUUUCGGCGGUUCUCCCUGGAGUGCGGGUUUAGUGUGCUGCCAGCGGGAACCCUCCUCCCUAGCAGGCUUCCCCCGGCCAGCCAGGACAUCUAUGAGCCCAUGGCAUCCUGGCUGGUGGCCCAGCAGAGCGCCGAACGCGAGGAGUCCGCCCUCGGCGCAAAUGCCCCAGCCCCCGGGCCCCCUGUCGCCCCCUGCUGGAAUGACGCCAUCAACCACCUCUGGCGCGACCUGGCCUCCAUGCGCGAGGCGCUCAUGACCUACAAUGCGCUGCUGCUUCUCCUGGACGCCCAGCGCCGCCUGCUGCCGGUCCCUUCGCCGGACCCGGAGCCGGUGGCCUCACCGGAUGGCCAGCCGCCGCCGGCCCUUCGCCUCAGCAUGGAUCGUUGGUUCCCGAGGUGUGGCUCGCCGGCGCGCGUGGCCGUGGCCAACCCCCUGCCGGACUUGACCGCCGCCAUUGGACGCGUGGAGACCCUGUUCAUUGCAUUCAAGCGCACUUCCAAGAGCGCCCUGGCUCGCAUGUGGGCCGCCCGGGCCCCGGGCGAGGACCCGGACUUGGCCAUGCCGGUGGAGGACGUAUGCGCCGACCGACGGGUGCAACGCUUCGACCACCUGAUCGGGCGCCUGGCCCUGGAGAUCCGGUGUCUUGGUCGUGAGGAUGCUCCUCCGGCGGGGGUUGCCGAGGCCGAGCACCUGCAAGCUCUUCUGGCCCAGGAGGGCGAGUUCCUCCUGCAGACAACCACACGCGCUCACACCAUCCGGCGCUCGGUCGGCCAGCCGGAUCUGAUGGGCCGGGUUGACGCCGUGCUGUGCGAUCUCCAGCAGCAUGCUCGUGAGCUGGGCCGGCUGGCGGGACGCGUUGAGGACUUCGUCGGGGAUGCCCUCGCGCGGCCGCCCGGCGUGCCGAUGGACCUGGCCAAGCGGCUGCUGUUCGAGGACGAGGCCGGCGCCGUGCGCGGCCAGGCGGCCCGCCUCCCGGUCCGGGUGGAUCUCCCGACCCCGGCUGACGACGUGCCCGACACCGCCGACAGGCUCCUGUGCCCGGAGGGGCAGGCCCACCAGGAGCGCCUCUUCCGCAUGCAUGCCCCGCUCCUGGCCGGUCCUCUGGCCGCCGCCAUGUAUGCAUCCUCCGUCGAGCACUUCUCCCUUCGACUGGAUGUGCUCCUGCGCCCCAGGCGCCGGACACUGGCCUCUCAACUGGCCUCCCUGUGGAAGUUUGCCACUUGUCUUCCCUGACCUGGGCAUUGGACCAUGCAGCAAUGAUACAUGUAGCGCGCCA